Messenger RNA from Rosa rugosa (rugosa rose), 4306 nucleotides. Its product is annotated as putative disease resistance RPP13-like protein 1. The transcript is spliced from 3 exons. Gene Ontology annotation, molecular function: ADP binding; protein binding. Gene Ontology annotation, biological process: defense response to other organism. The record is from RefSeq and is a predicted model, not a curated record. Lineage: Eukaryota; Viridiplantae; Streptophyta; Magnoliopsida; Rosales; Rosaceae. The coding region runs from base 109 to 2703 and encodes 864 amino acids.
AACAAAAGCAAGGAGACGACGCACUUGUUUGUUUGCAACUCUUGCUUGGCUUUCAUACUUGCAAGCUCUUCAUACUGAUCCUCAAUUUCCCUAAAGAAACUUUGAACCAUGGUAGCGGAGGUCUUCCUCGGUGCAUUCCUUGAGUUACUGCUCGACAGGUUAACUCCUCAUCACGAUUUGCUCAACUUGGCGCGCCUGCAUGGCGUCGACAAGAAACUCAAGAAAUGGAGUGCAGCGCUGUCUGCAAUCGGAGCGGUGCUGCAGGACGCGGAGGACAAGCAACUGACGAGCGAGGCUGUGAAGCUAUGGCUGGAUGAACUCAAACACUUGGCUUUUGACAUGGAUGACAUCUUGGACACCUUUUCCACCGAGCUGUUGCGGCGCAACGUGAUGAAUCAGCAACAUGCGUGGCUUACAAGUAAGGUACGGGGCCUAAUUUCUAGAGCUAAGUUCAAUUUCAAUAUGAAUUCGGAGAUCGAGGAGAUUAGUGAUAGGUUGGUAGAGAUAUCUGAAAGAAAGGACUUGCUUGGGUUGAAUUAUGUUGUGAAUAAAUGUAGUCGGGUGUGGCAAAGGCCGCCGAGUUCAUGUGUGUUAGAUGGGCCUGUGGUUGGUAGGGAUGAUGAUAAAAGGAAGAUUGUUGAGGUGUUAUUGAGGGAUGAUCAGCCUGGUAGUGUCAAUUUCCAUGUGGUUGCCAUUGUGGGUAUGCCGGGACUUGGGAAGACUACAAUUGCAGGUCAUAUCUUCAAUGAUGAUGCAAUGGAACGGUUUAGUCCCAAAGUAUGGGUAUCUGUGUCUGAUAAUUUCAAUCUUGUGAGAGUGACAAAGGCAAUUCUGGAAUCAGUUACAUCUGCACACUGUGAUUUGGAGGAGUUCAAUCAAAUUCAGGAGAGUCUGAGCAAGGCAUUGGCAAGUAAAAGAUUUUUGAUUGUUUUAGAUGAUGUCUGGAACACAUGUGACUAUGAUCUAUGGGCAAAGCUGCAGUCUGCCUUUCGUGGCGGAGCAUUGGGAAGUAAGGUAAUUGUGACAACUCGUGACUCACAAGUUGCUAAGAUGAUGAGAUCCAUUGAAGUUCAUAACUUGGGGUGCAUGUCAGAUGAUGAUUGCUGGGAAGUAUUUGGGCAACAUGCAUUCUUGAAUGUUGAGAAUGGGAGACUACAAAGCUUUGAGUUGUUUCGGGAGAAAGUUGUAGCAAAAUGUGGUGGGUUGCCCUUGGCUGCAAGAGUCCUUGGUGGUCUUUUAGGCUGUAAAGAGAUAGACGAAUGGGAAGAAAUAUUGAACAGUAAAUUAUGGAGUCUAUGUGAUAACAGUGGCAUUCUCCCAGUAUUAAAAUUGAGCUAUCACUAUCUCUCUUCAAAUUUGAAAAGGUGCUUUGCCUAUUGCUCAAUACUUCCAAAUGACUAUGAAUUUGGGGAGAGGCAGUUGAUCCUUCUAUGGAUGGCAGAGGGUCUCGUUCAGCAGUCACAUGAAUGUAAACAACUGGAAGAUUUAGGGAGUAACUAUUUUCGGGAGCUAUUGUCCAGGUCAUUGUUUCAAAGGUCCAGUAAAAACCAUUCACAAUUUGUUAUGCAUGACCUUGUUGGUGAUUUGUCACGGUGGGCUGCAGGAGACAUGUGUUUCAGAUUGGAGGAUAAGCUGGAUGUUAGAUGUUCUUCAAAGGUUCGCCAUUCCUCUUACAUUCCUGGUCAAUUUGAUGGUGUUCAAAAAUUCAAAGAAUUUUUUGAAGUCAGGCAUUUGCGGACUUUCUUACCACUUUCAGUUUCAGGUCGAUCAAAUUAUCUAACUCGUAAUGUUACUUUUGAUCUAUUACCAAAGUUGAAGUACUUGAGGGCACUCUCUUUUAAUGGCUAUCAAAUAACUGAGUUACCCAAUUCUAUUGGUAAGCUGAAGCAUCUGCGGUACCUUGAUCUUUCUCACACACAGAUAACAACUUUGCCAGAAUCAACCAGCAAUCUGUACAACUUACAGACGUUGAUAUUAGAAAAUUGUGCUUGUUUGAAGGCACUGCCUGCAGACAUGAGGAAUCUAACUGAUCUGCGGCACCUUAACAAUUCAGAUGUACCUUCAUUGGAAGAAAUGCCUGUGAAACUAGGUAGAUUGACUAAUCUUCAAACACUGAGUACUUUUGUGCUGGGCAAAGGUAGCAAGUCAGGAAUAAGUGAGAUAGGUCCUUUAUUGUGUCUCCAAGGGACAUUGUGCCUCUCAAGAUUGGAGAAUGUGACUGAUGUUGAUGAUGCAAGGAGGGCUGACUUGACUAGCAAGGAAGGGAUUGAUUCAUUGCAACUAGAAUGGAGAGAAUCAGGAGAAAGGGAAUCAGAUGUUUUUGAAAUGUUAAAACCUCAUAGGAAGCUCAAAGUGCUCACUGUAAAAGGUUAUGGAGGUCUUACAUUUUCAACAUGGACUGGACACCCUUCAUUCUCUUAUAUGACGCAUGUAAAGUUGGAACAUUGUAAAAAUUGUCGAUUCUUGCCUCCACUUGGACAGUUGUCUUCUCUGAAAGAACUUUGUAUAAAAGGAAUGUCUACAGUGGAAAGCGUGGGUCUUGAGUUUUAUGGAGAGAGUAGCCUGCCUUUUCCUGUAUUGGAGACCCUGGAGUUCAAGGAUAUGCAGAAAUGGAGGGAGUGGCUUCCUCGGGUGCAAGAUCAAGGAAUUGAAGUUUUCCCUUGCUUGAAAAUGGUUUGUAUCUCUGGAUGCUGUUGGAAUUAAGUGGACUUAACAUUAUCUAAAAGCAUUAAGUAAAUAGAACAAUUGAUCUAGCUAAAUAAAUAACAAAAAAUAUGUGAUUAUAACUCUAAUUCCAGUCACCUAUCGAGAUGUAUAUCUCUUGAUAGGAGUAGGACUCUCAUUGUUAAUAACCUGAUUAACAUGAAGUGUUUGUGAUAAGUUUAAGUCUCCUAAACUGAUAAACAUGAAGUAAAACAAGGACUCCUUAUGGGAUGAGUCCGAGGAUAAGUUUUGGCCAAUAUAUAAGGAGGAGAAAGUCCCUAUGUUCAACACUGCAUUUUGCAUACAUUCUCAGCCCCAUUCUGAAGCAUCUGGUGUUGAAACAUAGAAGACUUUCUUCCAUUGUGCAGCUGCUCGUUCGUGAUCUCAGAAGAUGUCUGCCUCGAUGAAUGCUCUUGGACAAGCUGUGACUGCAGGGAUUGAAAGUGUCAAUCCAGGACCUCUUGUUGUGACCUUAGGUCAGGUUGAGAUGCUUAAUGGGUGGAACUAUAAGAAGUGGAGAAAUCAGGUGGAAUUUUAUCUGUCCAUGCAUCAAAACAUGGAUCUUUGCCUCAUAGAGGAUCAGCCUUCUGAACUAGAUUCUGAAAGUACCAAUGAGGAUAGGAGGCAUUAUAAGGAGUGGUAUAGCAGCAACAGGAAAGCCAAAAAUGUAAUUAGGUGCACUAUGUCAGACACAGUAAAAGGGUCUAUAGUGGAGCCCGAGUUAGCCAUGGACUUUCUGGAAGAAAUUGCAGACAAAUAUAGAGAGAGUGACAAGGCUGAAGCAGCUAGGUUGUCUAGGAAGUUCAAUGAACUAAGUUUCUCUGGGAAGGGCAGUGUGAGGGAGCACAUUAUGCAGCUAAUUGACAUUAACUCUAGGCUUAGAGACCUAGACAUGGGAGUUAAAGAUGAACAGGUGGUGCAUGUGGCACUUCAUUCUCUGCCAAACACCUACAGCAACCUGAGAACUUCAUAUAAUGCUUUAGAGACCAAAUGGAACCUGAACAAGCUAAUCUCGAUCUGUGUGGAUGAGGAGGAAAGAAUUAAGAGAGAGGGAGUACCAACCACUACAGUUAAUCUGGUUGAGAAACCAAAGUGGAAAAAGCAGAAUAAACUUAAGCCUAAGAAGACCACCAUCACUAAAGUAGCUGGGAAACCUGCAGAAGCUAGAGCUGGAAAAGUCUUUAAAUAUAAGUGCUAUUUCUGUAAAAAGAUAGGGCACAUGAAGAGGGACUGCAGUGGCCUUAAAGCUUGGAUGAUCAAGAAGGGGUAUAACAAAGAGGAGGGCACCAAGGAAAAGUGAGCAGCAGGUCUGUGUGGGAAAUGGAACAAGGGUAGCAGUUAAGGCUAUUGGAACUCUGAAGAUCGAUUUAGGAUUAGGCAAAUUUAUUUUUCUGGACAAUGUUUAUUAUAUUCCUUCUUUAAAAAGGAAUCUUAUUUCAGUAGGUCUUUUAGUUAGUAUUGGAUGCAAACUCAUUAUUGAUUUUAGUGGAAUAAAAUUAUUUCAGGGUUCUGAAUACAUUGGUUGUGGAAUGUUUUCAAAUAAUUAUUUGAGAUUGGAUUGUUCUGUUAUUAAGCAGGAAAUUCUAUUGAUUGAGAACAAUGA